Anopheles moucheti is the source of this 2173-nucleotide messenger RNA. RefSeq names its product traB domain-containing protein. The coding region runs from base 352 to 1812 and encodes 486 amino acids. NCBI's taxonomy places the organism in Eukaryota, Metazoa, Arthropoda, Insecta, Diptera, Culicidae. The transcript is spliced from 2 exons. The record is from RefSeq and is a predicted model, not a curated record.
UAUGUUAGCAUUAUUUGCGAGCUGUGGACCGCAUUUACUGCUAGCACGAUAUUAGUAGAAAGGCGGAAGGAUUCGCUGUAAAAUUGGCCCUCGCACACGAAGCAGAUUCAGCUAUAGCUGAUGUUUACGUUUUCCUUAUCAAGCAACCACCGUUCGUUUGUCAUUUGUAGCUGACGUUCAGAAACGAAAUUCUAGGUGAAUAACAACAACGCGUUUGGGUGCGUGGCUCUAUUUGGAAGAUUUCUACGGUACGUGAAACGACCUUGCCUUUCGUGUAACAACGCAUAACAAUACGUGGUUACGUGGUGCUUGUGCCUGUGUUGGCCUCUGUGAUACCCUGAAAAGGACGAAAUGUCUUCUCCGAUCAGUUCGUCUUCGGAAUACAACAGCGCGCUGGAUCAAACAUUCAAUUCCUCGCUCGGUUCGGAUAGGAUGAACAAUUCCGAUUUGAGCAACAGUGAUAUUGAAAACGUUAACCUUGCUGGCGAUUGGAAUGAAACGCUUCGUGCAAAGCAGAAGAAAAAUGCAAAGGAUUCCACUCAGCAGCUUCUGGAUAGUUUGCGGAACAACAACUUCGACCAGACAGGUGAUACGAUAGGAGAUGCGAGCGCACUUAACAGCACGGCCAGCACGCUCAGCUUGGAUCUGAGCGCUGCCGGUGAGUUGUCCGAUACGAUCAACAAUGUGACACUUUCGUUCGUGAGUUCAUCGGAGGAGGACGGCGAGGUGCUGACUGCCAGCACGCCUCGCGCUCCGGAUGUAAGUGUUAAUAUGUCGCAGUCCGACACGUCCACCACCACCACCCAGGGUGAGAAGGAUUCGCAUGACACCACGGCUAAUGUGUCUCAGCUGCCAGCCGAAAGUGGUAGUGAUUCGGCCAUCCCGCUCUAUGCAACACUCGAAGAGUUUGAUCGAAAUCUACCGGAGACGGUGACGCUGCUAACAAAGCCGGACGGUACGAAGGUGUAUUUGGUCGGUACGGCUCACUUCAGUGAGAGUUCCCAGCGGGACGUAUCGCUUGUGAUGAGAAACGUGCGCCCGCAGGUAGUCAUGCUGGAACUGUGCACAUCGCGUGUGCAUAUACUAAAGUACGACGAAAAAACGCUGCUAGAGGAAGCGAAAGAGAUGAACCUGGCCAAAAUGCGUGCCAUCAUACGGACAAAUGGAUCGAUCAAUGGGCUGUUCUACAUACUGCUGCUAAGUAUGAAUGCAAAGUUCACGAAGAAGCUCGGCAUGGCACCGGGCGGUGAGUUUCGGUGCGCGGUCAAGGAGGCGCAACAGAUUCCAAACUGCGUGAUACAUCUCGGCGAUCGGCAGAUCAAGGUAACGCUUCACCGUGCCCUGCGUGGACUUUCUCUGUGGCAAACGAUCAAGUUGAUACCGAAGCUGCUGUUCAUCGACGAUGAUAUCAGCAUCGAGGAGGUGGAACAGUGCAAGCGGAAGGAUUUGCUGGAAGAAAUAAUGCUUGAAAUGGCCGACGAGUUUCCAGCUUUCGGGCGUGUGUUUAUCGACGAGCGGGAUCUCUACCUGUGCCAUUCGUUGCAGAUGGCGGCGUUGCCACAGAUGAACCCCGUCGAUGGUCGUCCCGAACCGGUCCGAGUAGUGGGCGUGGUAGGAAUUGGGCAUGCGUCCGGUAUCGCUAAGCACUGGGGGAAGGUCGAUAAGAGCCAAAUCGAAUCGAUCAUUACGAUUCCACCGGCCAGCUUUGGUCAUCGUAUGGUGAAGUACACCUUUAAGUAUGGUUUGCUUGGGCUCGCUGCUUACGGUGUGUUCCGAUUCGCCCGGCCACGAUUGGGGCGAAUUUUCCUCUGAUUCUGCAUCGCACAGAAGGCAUAAAAUCGUCCGCUAUUGCGCGUUUAGAACGUUGCUAAAUGCAUGAGACUAAUCGUGAUCGUUAUCGUGAGUUGCCUACCGAUCGAGCGUACUAGAAAUGGCCGUCGUAGAGAAUCAAAACAUAUACAUACAUAUUAAUCAAAGCAAGCGUUGGCACGAAUGUGGUGUGGGAAAUGGAUGAAAGCGUGAAUGUUUGUUCUAGCUAAAAUGCACCAAAUUGUACGGUACUGUUUUUGCCAGCAUUCCAGGGAAAGUAACCAGAACGAAGCACAAUCUAACACGGGUGUCCGUGACGUCUGUAUCGGGAAAUAAAACUAAAAUUCUCCGCGUAAGUUGCGAA